This is a messenger RNA of Nomascus leucogenys (northern white-cheeked gibbon), 1708 nucleotides long. RefSeq names its product polycomb group ring finger 2 (gene PCGF2). NCBI's taxonomy places the organism in Eukaryota, Metazoa, Chordata, Mammalia, Primates, Hylobatidae. The coding region runs from base 451 to 1485 and encodes 344 amino acids. Gene Ontology annotation, biological process: negative regulation of transcription by RNA polymerase II. The record is from RefSeq and is a predicted model, not a curated record. Gene Ontology annotation, molecular function: promoter-specific chromatin binding. The transcript has 11 exons. Gene Ontology annotation, cellular component: PRC1 complex.
CCCCUCCUCUUCCCCUCUCUGCCAGCAUCCUGAAGGAAUGAAGUCACGUGGGUGAGUGGUGGGCGGGACCUACUCUUGUCUGGAGGAAAAAAGCCAUUUUGUCUCCCCCCCAACUCCGGUCCCUCCCCUCCCCCCUCGGUCCCCUCCCCUCCCCUCUCUCCCUCCCACCCCAAGCCGCUUUCACAAACUCCUUUCUUACCGUAGGUUUCUCCCCUCCCGCCGCCCGGGCGAGCGACACGGCUGCGGCCCCCCUCCCCUCCCUUCCCUCCCUCCCUCCCAUCCCCCCCUCCCCGAGACCCACCGGACCCCGAACCCAGAUGGCCGAAACGGGCUCCCCCUCUUAACGAUUUGGCGUCUCCCUCGACCACCACCUCUUUGUGCAGCAGCCCCCGGGCAGACCCUGUUCCGAGGGCGACGCUCCCCAGUCCCCCCACCCCCGACCCCGGAAUCAUGCAUCGGACUACACGGAUCAAAAUCACAGAGCUGAACCCCCACCUCAUGUGUGCCCUCUGCGGGGGGUACUUCAUCGACGCUACCACUAUCGUGGAGUGCCUGCAUUCCUUCUGCAAAACCUGCAUUGUGCGCUACCUGGAGACCAACAAAUACUGCCCCAUGUGUGACGUGCAGGUCCAUAAAACCCGGCCGCUGCUGAGCAUCAGGUCUGACAAAACCCUUCAAGACAUUGUCUACAAAUUGGUCCCUGGCCUUUUUAAAGAUGAGAUGAAACGGCGGCGGGAUUUCUAUGCAGCGUACCCCCUAACGGAGGUCCCCAACGGCUCCAAUGAGGACCGCGGCGAGGUCUUGGAGCAGGAGAAGGGGGCUCUGAGUGAUGAUGAGAUUGUCAGCCUCUCCAUCGAAUUCUACGAAGGUGCCAGGGACCGGGAUGAGAAGAAGGGCCCCCUGGAGAAUGGGGAUGGGGACAAAGAGAAAACAGGGGUGCGCUUCCUGCGAUGCCCAGCAGCCAUGACCGUCAUGCAUCUCGCCAAGUUUCUCCGCAACAAGAUGGAUGUGCCCAGCAAGUACAAGGUGGAGGUUCUGUAUGAGGACGAGCCACUGAAGGAAUACUACACCCUCAUGGACAUCGCCUACAUUUACCCCUGGCGGCGGAACGGGCCUCUCCCCCUCAAGUACCGUGUCCAGCCAGCCUGCAAGCGGCUCACCCUAGCCACGGUGCCCACCCCCUCCGAGGGCACCAACACCAGCGGGGCAUCCGAGUGUGAGUCAGUCAGCGACAAGGCUCCCAGCCCUGCCACCCUGCCAGCCACCUCCUCCUCCCUACCCAGCCCAGCCACCCCAUCCCAUGGCUCCCCCAGUUCCCAUGGGCCUCCAGCCACCCACUCUACCUCCCCCACUCCCCCUUCGACAGCCAGUGGGGCCACCACAGCUGCCAACGGGGGUAGCUCGAACUGCCUGCAGACACCAUCCUCCACCAGCAGGGGGCGCAAGAUGACUGUCAACGGCGCUCCCGUGCCCCCCUUAACUUGAGGCCAGGGACCCUCUCCCUUCUUCCAGCCAAGCCGCUCCACUCCUUCCACUUUUUCUGGGCCCUUUUUUCCAUCUCUUCUACUUUCCCCAGCUCUUCCCACCUUGGGGGUGGGGGGCGGGUUUUAUAAAUAAAUCUAUAUAUAUAUGUACAUAGGAAAAACCAAAUAUACAUACUUAUUUUCUAUGGACCAACCAGAUUAAUUUAAAUGCCACAGGAAACAAA